Molecule: messenger RNA, 509 nt
Organism: Marmota flaviventris (yellow-bellied marmot)
Lineage: Eukaryota; Metazoa; Chordata; Mammalia; Rodentia; Sciuridae
Gene: S100a2
Product: S100 calcium binding protein A2
Biological process (GO): endothelial cell migration
Molecular function (GO): transition metal ion binding; calcium-dependent protein binding; calcium ion binding
Source: RefSeq, a predicted model, not a curated record
GAGGGCAGGCGGGGAGUUGGGGGUGGUGAGGGAGGAUGUGGCUGGGCCUCUGCUUCAGGCCUGGCCUCCUGGCUGGGGACACUACCCAACUCCCUCUUUCCAGCUUCAGGUCCAAGAUGUCCAGUCCCCUGGAGCAGGCGCUGGAGGUGAUGGUCGCUACCUUCCACAAGUACUCUGGCCAAGAGGGAGACAAGUUCAAGCUGAGUAAAGGGGAGAUGAAGGAACUUCUGCAGAAGGAGCUGCCCAGCUUCGUAGGGGAGAAGGUGGAUGAGGAGGGGCUGAAGAAGCUGAUGGGCAACCUCGAUGAGAACAGCGACCAGCAGGUGGACUUCCAGGAGUAUGCUGUUUUCUUGGCCCUCAUUUCCAUCAUGUGCAAUGACUUCUUCCAGGGCUACCCAGACCGGCCCUGAGGACGAACUCAGGACUUGGGCCACCAAUCUCUUGGGUUCAGGAGGACUCUCUAUCCCUUUUAAUUUUGUACUCAAUAAAGAUUUUUAUUUGUUGAUAAU